UAAAACGCCCAUCGUCCUGGCGUGUCGCUUGGGGUGAUUGCUCGCGCAGGUGCUCUUCCUUCCCGAUACACGAACCACGGCGAUCAAAGGCGAAGAUCAUGGCAACGGAUUUGCAGGACAUUGUGGAGCACAUGAGGCGGUUCGCCUGGCCGGACUACCUGGUGUUCGUGUCGAUGCUGAUGCUCUGCAUCCUGAUAGGCGUCUACUUCGGUUUUGUGCAACGGAAACCCAACACCGAGUCCGAGUAUCUGAUGGGUGGCCGGACAAUGAUGGUCUUCCCGAUCGCCCUUUCCCUCAUCGCUAGCUUCAUUUCUGGCAUUACCCUGCUCGGGCUACCGACGGAGGUGUACUCGUUCGGCAUUCAGUACGUGUAUGUGGCGCUCGGCGUAACGCUAAUGGGCUUCGUGAUGGGCUUCAUCUAUCUGCCGGUGUUUCACAAGCUCAACAUCACAUCCACGUACGAGUAUCUGGAGACACGUUUUGACCGCCGGUUACGCAUGUUCGGUUCGAUAAUGUUUACGAUUAUGAAUAUCGGCUACCUUCCCAUCGUCAUUUACGUGCCGGCGUUGGCGUUUAAUCAAGUAACCGGAGUCAACAUACACGUGAUAACGCCGAUCGUUUGUAUUGUCUGCGUGUUCUACACCUGUGUGGGUGGCCUGAAAGCGGUAGUGUGGACCGAUGUGGUACAAACGUUUUCCAUGUUCGGUGCGCUGGUACUGGUCGCCGUCAAGGGUACGAUCGAUCUGGGCGGAUCGGAUGUCGUGUUCCGCAGUGCGUGGAAUACGGGACGGCUGGAACGGCCCAAUUUUGACAUCAAUCCAACCACCCGGCACACCUUCUGGUCGCAGCUGAUCGGCGGGUUCGUGUACUGGCUGCAAACGAACGCCGUCAGCCAGAAUAUGAUACAGCGGUAUCUGUCGCUUCCGUCGGUCGCUGCCGGCCGGCGAGCUUUGUGGAUUUUUGUGUUCGGCGUGUGUCUGCUCAUGUCGCUGUGCAGCUACUGUGGUCUGUUGAUUUAUGCCACCUACCAAAACUGUGAUCCUCUUACGACGAAGCUCGCCCGGGCCAAGGAUCAACUGUUGCCGCUGUUUGUGAUGGACAUUCUGCGGGAUCUGCCCGGGCUGCCGGGUCUGUUUGUGGCCGGUGUGUUCAGUGCGGCGCUCAGCUCGCUCUCCACCUGUCUCAACUCGAUGUCGGCCGUCAUCCUGGAGGACUUUGUCAAACCGUUCGUCCACAAACCACUGUCGCAGCGAACGAUCAACUGGAUCAUGCGGUCGGUCGUCGUUGGCGUCGGAGCGCUUUGUGCAGCGCUCGUGUUUGUCGUGGAAAAGAUGGGCACGGUACUGCAGCUGACGAUGAGCCUGGAAGCGAUCACGAACGGCCCUCUGCUGGGUACGUUUACCAUCGGCAUACUGAUCCCGUGGGUCGAAUCUAGGAGUGCACUUACCGGUGGCAUUUUCGGGGUGAUAUUCAUGUCGUGGCUGAGCCUGAAGGCCCAGUACUGGGUGGCAACCGGCACGAUAGUGUUCCCGCACAAACCAAUGUCCGUUGAUGGCUGCACGUACGAGUUUGACCGUUCAUUGGCAAACGCCACCAGUACGAGCGUGUACACGACGGAUGAUAUUUUCCCACUGUUCCGCGUGUCUUACAUGUGGUAUACAUUCCUCGGAGCGGCCGUUACCAUCCUGGUUUCGUUGCUCUGCUCCGUGCUGAUCUUUGGACGCCAGGAUCCAAAGACGGUUUCGCCCGACCUGAUGGCCGGCUUUGUGCGCCGUUACAUCCACGGACCGGAUGUCCCGUCGGUGCAGGGAAAUGCGCGCGUCGUCGUCCUCACGCCGAACGCGUACGGUAAAAAUGGCAAAACGUCACAUGAAUCUGCAUUGUAAGAAGUUCCCAGCGAGAUGGUGGGGAAGGAAAGGCUCGGAUAAUCAUAACUGUAAGUGAAGGUGUUUAAGAAUAGCUCGGUGUGCAACUUGAACUAGAGUGAUGUGCCAAAUAAUGAAUAAAAUCUUGUACUGUAAUGACGUGUUCAUGAUC
Anopheles coluzzii is the source of this 2037-nucleotide messenger RNA. RefSeq names its product sodium-coupled monocarboxylate transporter 1 (gene bumpel). The transcript is spliced from 10 exons. The record is from RefSeq and is a predicted model, not a curated record. Bases 99 to 1886 code for a protein of 595 amino acids. Gene Ontology annotation, molecular function: symporter activity. Gene Ontology annotation, cellular component: membrane. Gene Ontology annotation, biological process: transmembrane transport; sodium ion transport. Lineage: Eukaryota; Metazoa; Arthropoda; Insecta; Diptera; Culicidae.